AUGUUUCUUCGUAGCGAUGUAAGUUUGCUUAAAUAAAUCAUUUAUGUCGAUCAGUUUCCCAUCUUGUUUUCUCAAUAUUUCCUUUAACAUCGCCGUUUCAAAAAUUGUAAUUUUUCCAAAACCGACUGUGAAUGGGGGAUUAAUGUUUUUUUAAGCAUGUGGAAGACAAUUUACUUUUCUAAACGUAAUGACCGCUUAGUCUAUCAGACGGCACUGUUAAUACGAUCUACUUGGUACAAAAGUUCCAAAACAGUAUGUUUGUUAUUUUCACAUCGGGUACAAAUUACAUUUAAAAGUAAUGAUUAAGUUAUUUCGAUAUGAUUAGUGACAGUUCAAAUCAUCGUCUGAUUUAUAAUCCCCUUCUCGUCCAUAACACGAGCAGUAGAGGCUUUUUCGCUAUAGCAACGGUUCAACAGUUUGCAUCGUUUAAAGUUCUCUCCUACUGUACAUAUUUACAUACCUGAAUCAUCGUGAGCUCCAUAUGUUCAGAUCCAAUAUUCAGAACUGGAAUUUUUGUUUGACUUUGCCCAAAAGAUGGACGGCAGUUAUACGUGGUUGAGUGCGUUGUGUUUGAUUCUUUAUGAAUGUAGAACAACAGGGUUUGGGCUCCAGUACACUUAGAAAGACCCUUUAUUUCUCCUAGAUGUACGCGUCAGUAAACAUUUAAGUUCUCAAAAGACCUCGGUAGGCUUAACUUAACGUCAAAUUUUAAAACAAAAUCCUUUAAUUACGGCAGUUAUAAUUGGUUUAUUAUUGAAACCUUACUUUUGUUCGCAGGUACCCGAUGAAACCGAGUGUUUCGACGGAACAUCAGGUUCCAACAAUACUUUCCGCCUUUUUCUCACUGCUGCUUCCCUGCAAAAUUCACCGAACCUUAGUCAACAGACUGAAUACCGACUUGCCUGUGACUCCUCUUCCUUCUCCGUGUCGGACACCUCCCUCAGAUGUGAUCCGAUUUCAAGUCUGAGCUCGCGCAACCACUACUUUACAUUCCUGAUGCAGACUCGGAUACAACCCUUUGCCAUCGUCCUAACCCUCAUCUGUAACAGCCUACUGGCCUACACCAUUACUCGGCCUGCGAUGCGAACUCCGACAAAUCUCCUUCUUCUUGGCAUCGCCAUGGCUGAUCUCCUCACCGGUCUUCUUCCCCUACCCAUCUACCUCCUAUACUUUACUGACGUCUUCGAUACCCACCUGACCGUUUUUAAAUCCUACGCAAGCUACACUCUUUCCGUCUCCCUACCUACAGUAUUUCACACUGUGUCCAUCUGGCUCACCCUCUUGCUGGCCAUUCAGCGUUUCAUUUACAUCACUAUGCCACUGUCUAUUCAGCGGCAUUGCAUCUGCAAAUUUAGCGGCGUUUGGGCUGCCCUUGGUCUUACUGUUUUGCUCGCGGUCAUACAUCAUUCCAACGCUUUUUUGACUACAUUUGAGGAGGGAAUCAACCUCUGCUACGAGGCCAACAAUACCAGUGGUGGUAACGGUGAGCUUCAGAGCUUACAGAAAAACCGGGUGAUAACCUUUCAAGCAGUCCUCUUGAAGUGUACUCCUCUGCCGGAAAGCACCUUCUUCAUUCUGCUCUUCCUUCGCGUUCUGACGAUUCAUCUAGGUCCCAGUGUCUUUCUCUGCGUGCUUACAGCCUACAUGAGCUAUGAACUCCACCAGAUUGGCAAGAAACGUGAACAACUGCUGAUGAAGAACAGCAAGAUGGGUGAGCUGGUGACAGCUUUGAUGCGUGCGGACCAGAAUAUGGAAAGGCGUCCGAGCAGGAAGGACAAAAUUGGGGACGCCUUUAAGACCUCCAAGAUUAUGCUUGUUGUGCUGGGAAUAUUUCUGAGUGUGGAACUUCCGACGACAGUAUUCAUUGUCACCUAUGCGGUCAUGAUUGCCUGCAAAGUGCCUCCACCCCCGGGAAUGGCGGAGGUAGUUCUUCCUUCUUCUGCAAUUUAG
This is a messenger RNA of Spirometra erinaceieuropaei, 1950 nucleotides long. The record is from the annotation of a GenBank genome assembly. Lineage: Eukaryota; Metazoa; Platyhelminthes; Cestoda; Diphyllobothriidea; Diphyllobothriidae.